UAGAUAUAAGUACCUCGGGUGUUCAGGUCUUCGUCUCAGUCGAAUAGAUCCGUCAGACUCGCAGGGUAUUGCAAACGCCACACAUUAUAAUGGCUGAGUCUCAGUCUAAUGCUGAUAUCAUGAACGAAAUCAGGACGAAAUUUGUGGGGAACUGGAAAAUGGUGGAAACCGUUAACUUCGAUGCUUUCCUCAAAGCAAUGGAUGCUCCAUUCCUUGGACGUAAAAUGGCGGGCACCCUGAAACCAGACUGUGAAAUCAGCAUAAUUGACGACCAGGUCCGCAUCUACAUGUCCACGGCGGUCAAGUCACAAGAAUUCCUCUUCAGAUUCGGAGAAACGUUUGACGCGGAUAUCAUGAAGAAUAAGAAUAAGUGUCAUCCCACGUUUGUUGACGGGAAGAUAGUCUUCGAUAUGGACCCCGCGGACUCGAAGAAGAAGAAGCACAAAAUGACUCGUGAGGUCAAGGACGGUAAACUUGUCCUUACAUUUGAGGUUGGGGACGUCGUAGCAACAAGAACAUUUGAGCGUGCUUAGAGCCGCCAUUGCUUCACGUGGCAAGUGACAACGCUGUGAUCACGAAUAUAGAUGAAUUAGGCGCACUCAAAAAAACUCGGGAGAUACAUGGCAUUUCCCACAUACAUGUGAAAUAUAUUGAAUAUUGAAACAAACAGUGCAUUGUUUUUGUGUGCACAACAGUAUAUAAAGUUUAUACAGACAAA
This is a messenger RNA of Haliotis rufescens (red abalone), 718 nucleotides long. Its product is annotated as fatty acid-binding protein, brain-like. Lineage: Eukaryota; Metazoa; Mollusca; Gastropoda; Lepetellida; Haliotidae. Bases 90 to 533 code for a protein of 147 amino acids. The record is from RefSeq and is a predicted model, not a curated record. Gene Ontology annotation, molecular function: fatty acid binding. The transcript has 4 exons. Gene Ontology annotation, biological process: fatty acid transport. Gene Ontology annotation, cellular component: nucleus; cytosol.